AUGACGCCCUUCAAGCAUGUUGAUCCCCUGGUGGGAUCUGCAGCUGGCGCUUUGUUCUUUACGACUCUGUCACAAUAUUUCGCCCCGAGAAGAUUGGAGCUGUGCUCCGAGAUAGUCUGUUGGGCUAUUCUUCCUUUUGUUUUUAAAUAUUCUCCAUCUUCCAGUUCGCGUGCAGAGCCUUCAUUGGGAUUGUUGAAGGAAGCUAAAAAGCCACAUCAGUCGUUCAUAUCGCAAUGGCUUGUCGCUUUGGGUGUCACGGCAGCUGCGUUCUAUAGGGCUGAGAGUAACGCGAUUGGCCUUUAUCCCCUCUUGACGCCCUUGUUACUCGCAGUACACACAUACCUUGUCUCCAGCACAUCAUAUUUCGACCCAAAAUCACCAUCGUCUUUCAUCAACACAACCUUGGGAUCGGCCUUAGCGGCGAUCCCUGCUGUCUUAUCUUUAUCGAAUGGCGAUCUCUUCGGUUUUGGGUCUCUCAUCUCUCUCAUUCUAGUUGUCUCUCUACUCGUCAUUUACAGCCUUCUAACACCGGGCUUCAAACUGCGAAUCUCUUCCAUCGACAUCGAAGCCUGCAUCGAAGACUUCUCGUUUCGGAUCGUUGGUCUACUUUUCAUUGCUAUUGCUGCUCAGAUUCUCAUCCUCGGACCACCGACUAGUGAUAUCACGACUGUCUUGAUGUCGGGUUCGUUCAAGGCCGCCUCGUGGUUCUUCAUCAUUCAGGCCGCAAACCAAACAUCUUGGUCUAUGGCACCUACUGUUGGAACGUUUGCUCUCGCUUCCGCCAGGAAUCCCUUCUCACAAUCAUCGAAGCUGCAAGCCAUUUCUCAUAUUCUUGUGUCCGCCCUCACUCUCUUCCAGGCGACUCAACUACUCCCAAAGCAGGCCAAAGGCAGAGCAGCACUUUGGCUCUUCCUAUCAACGUCCAUUCUUCCUUUUAUUUAUAACGAGUACAUGAUCCACCAGGCCCAAAGCGCAGCGCUUGAAGCUUUCAGCGAUAAUCAUCCACAUCCCGUCGAAGUGCUUUCCCUUCAAGCGACCCAAAAUUUCGAGAGUUUGUUAAGGAACCAGUCAAAAACCUAUGAAGCUGCCGUCAACGAAUACAAGCGUCGAUAUGCGAUCGAUCCACCACCAGGUUUCGACGGUUGGUUCAGGUUCGCGCAAGCACAUCAGUCACCGAUCAUCGACGACUUUGACAUAAUUCACAACUCAAUAUCGCCGUUUCUGAAAAUAGGUGGCCAAGAUGUCCUCGAUAGAAUGGUCAGAUUACACACAACACCAGGUAAUGAAGUUUGGAUGUGUGACUUUCACGGGAAAGCCGCUAAAACAAUAUGUCGACACCCGAAUCGUCGCUACGACAGACACUACAGUCUUCUCUUUGAUAGGCUUCUGGGAAACCUUCUUGGAGAACUUCCCAAUGUCAAGUUUCUCAUCAACCAUUUUGACGAACCCCGAGUUAUGCUUCAAUCUCGGAAUGCCGACGAGGAAUUUGGUCUCACUGAUAUGUCGCGGCAGUCAACGUGGGAGACUUUGACGAGGUCCUGUCCGGUAUCUCAACCUGUGGUUCGGGACCCUCAGAGCGAGAUCAGGACCUACGGUUUACCUUUCGUUAAGAAUCAGAUGUCAGAGUCAGAUCUGUGUCGACAUCACGAGUACAAAGACUUACAGGGCAACUUUGUUAGUCCGAAAACAUUCCAUCUCAUUGAGGGCAUGGUGCCAGUGUUGUCGACUGGUGCAUUCUCUACAAUGGGCGAUAUCAUAUUCCCGAGCCCAGCCUACAUCGAAGAUGAGUUUCAGUAUGACGAGACUCGCGAUCUGGCGUGGGCGGAGAAGAAGAACAAUGUGUACUGGCGAGGUUCAACGACUGGAGGAUAUGCGCAAGACGGUCGAUGGAGAGAUUACCAACGACAGCGAUUCGUGACACUGGCGCAAAAUCUUGGACAGCAGCACCACUCAUAUCUACAAAGACAAGAUGAUUCGAUCAGCGCUGUCAAAUCAAGCUUCCUAAACGGACGACUUUUCGACGUCGGCUUCACAAGAAUCUUCCAAUGCGACAGGAAAUUCUGCCGAGACCAAAGCACAUAUUUCGACGUCAAGUCCUGGGCCGACAAAGACACAGCCCUCGGCUCAAAAUUAGCCUUCGACCUCGACGGCAACGGAAUCAGCGGACGAUACUACAAGCUAUUAUCUUCAAAGUCAUUACCGCUGAAACAGACUAUUCUUCGGGAGUGGCAUGAUGAGAGGUUGAUGCCUUGGGUGCAUUAUAUCCCACUCAGUCAAAGCUUGGAAGAACUUCCGGAGUUGGUGACUUUUUUGACGUCAACGGAACGAGGACAAAGAUUGGCGGAGGGUAUUGCGAAUCAGGGAAGAGAGUGGAUGGGGAAGGCUGUGAGGGAAGUCGAUAUGGCGGUUUAUGCUUAUCGGUUGUUGUUGGAACUCGCUAGACUGCAGGAUCCGGAGCGAAAAGCAACGCAAAGCGAAUGA
Molecule: messenger RNA, 2481 nt
Organism: Fusarium coffeatum
Lineage: Eukaryota; Fungi; Ascomycota; Sordariomycetes; Hypocreales; Nectriaceae
Exons: 3
Coding region: 1-2481 (826 amino acids)
Source: RefSeq, a predicted model, not a curated record